AUGUCAACCGCCCCGUCCAUGGCUGCUACCAAUCAGAACUCCACCCAAGAGCCAGCAACCAGCAACAGCGGGACUUCACAGAUGGAGUCAGAGAUCCAGCUUGUUUCAUCACUAGCCAAACUACAAGAACUCGAACGCAAGAUCCAUGAACUGCGUGGAUUCAUGCCCCAGGGCCUACUAGAGCCUCUAGUGCCUAUUGCAAACCCAGAUAAAGUGUCACUCGGCAAUCCAAUCGCUGAAACGCCACGGAUCCUCCGGGCUAGUCUAGAUGAAACCGCACGCGCACGCGUUGCUGAUGUCCAGCAAUUUCAGUCCUUGUGGAGGGAUCCGGAAUUGGCCUUCGUCUGGGCCCAUGUUGAAUCACGCAUCAGGGAAGCCAACGGCCAGCUCUUGCAGCCAACAGGGAAGUGGGAAAGAGAUUACGACGUUCUUCUAGAAGAACUAGCACGAAAAGAAAAGUCGAAAGUAGAUGAGCGUCAGCGAGAGGACGAAGAGGCUGAACGUAUCAAAGCGCAGUCUACCGAGGGCGAGUGGAAGAAUGUCUUGGAGCGGUUUGUUCAGCGCGAUAUUCCCGGUAUACGGGUUAUCAAGAGCCAGGAUGGGACUUCUCUAGCGGUAGCACUUGUUAGAGCUGGUGUUGUCUUCCAGAUCAAAGGGAUAUCUUUUCCUGGCUCCCCAGUCUCUGACUGGGAGGUUUCGAGUAAUAUCGCUGGUCGGUCACCCACGAAACUUGAGAAUGCUAUACUGGAAUGUGUGGGGUCACGCCCGCGGAAAUGGGACCUUGCUUUCUUGCUGGACAUGAUCUCUUCCUAUGCGGAUAUCAAGCAGACGCCAUGCGUGAAGUGCAAUCGCCUGGCUGAUAACGGCGCCCAACUGCCAACUCUCCGUCGCCCUCGGGCGAAUGAACAGUCUUUCAAUGGGCCAGCGCGUAUAUAUACCUUUGACGCAUUGCACUCCGGAUGCGCCUGA
Molecule: messenger RNA, 969 nt
Organism: Penicillium roqueforti
Lineage: Eukaryota; Fungi; Ascomycota; Eurotiomycetes; Eurotiales; Aspergillaceae
Product: RNA polymerase II mediator complex subunit MED27 domain-containing protein
Exons: 3
Coding region: 1-969 (322 amino acids)
Cellular component (GO): mediator complex
Source: RefSeq, a predicted model, not a curated record